This is a messenger RNA of Toxotes jaculatrix (banded archerfish), 916 nucleotides long. RefSeq names its product fibronectin type III domain containing 4a (gene fndc4a). Lineage: Eukaryota; Metazoa; Chordata; Actinopteri; Toxotidae. The transcript has 6 exons. Gene Ontology annotation, molecular function: protein binding. The record is from RefSeq and is a predicted model, not a curated record. Bases 1 to 663 code for a protein of 220 amino acids.
AUGGCUCGUCUGAUUGUUUUGGUCAACUCCGUGGUCCUGUUGCUUUUUGGCAGCGACAUGUUCUUGGUAGGAGCAAACCGGCCACCAGCUCCUGUCAAUGUGUCUGUCAUGCACCUGCGGGCCGACUCAGCAACCGUGUCCUGGGAGGUUCCAGAGGGAGACAUAAUAAUUGGCUUCUCUAUCUCACAACAGAGGCAGGACGGGCACAUGCAGCGAUUCAUUCGGGAGGUCAACACCACCAGUCGCUCUUGUGUUCUUUGGGACCUGGAGGAGGAGACAGACUACAUCAUCCAGGUUCAGUCCAUUGGCCUCUACGGAGAAAGCCAAGCCAGCAAGAAGGUCCAUUUUCGCACCCUCAAGAAAUCAGACCGCUUUCCCUCCAACAGCUCCAACCAAGAUGACCCCACUGUGCAAGGCCUGGACAAGUCACGGCAUCUACAAACAGGAGAAAUGAUCAUAAUUGUGGUGGUCUUGGUCAUGUGGGCAGCUGUUAUUGCCCUGUUCUGCCGGCAGUAUGACAUCAUCAAGGACAACGACUCCAGCAACAAUAAGGAGAAGGCCAAGCCUUCGUCGGAGAGGAGCACGCCCGAGCAUCACAGUGGGGGUCUGCUGAGGAGCAAGUUUCAUCCUUCAGUGCCAUCGAUCAACAUCAUUGAAGUUUGAGAAGAAGGACGCCAAAUUCAAUUCCUCUUUCUUCAACCAUCAAUGCAUUUUCCACCUUUCUCACUAAUGAGCGGGGAAAAAAAAUAUUGUGAAUCAUUAGUGAAUAAGGUUGGCCAAGACUGUCUUACAAAAGACGCACAUGCAUGCACACAGUAUUUGUAGGGAAACACAACUAUGAACAACAGAUACACACUCAAAACCCUUCCAGCAACCCUAUAAAAAUGUACACAACCCCACACACAGACACACACAA